GGCCGCAAAGCCAAAGCCUAAAAGCAAAAGACAAAAUGGCGGCCCCCUUGCUACGUUGAGCGCGCUACGCUGCUUGGCAACUCUGAAAUCCUCUCAAAAAUGAUACGUUAUUCCUUAACGCUACUUUCGACACUGCGGACGAGCUAUGCUGUGCCUUUUCCCCGGCUACUGUUGAAAAUGCAGCCGAGAAUCGUCUCUGGAGCCCUGCACACCUCUCCGAGUCACCGCGAAGACAACCGAUCGGCUCAGCAGUCCAAGAGCAAAUCACUGAUCCUGCAGAAUCCUUUCCGCUGGCUCAGCGUGUUUUUCGAUUUUCUAGAACUCAAGAAGAGAUGGGAUCCCGAUUUCAACAGGAAGGAAUUCAUCGUAGGCACCAAACAGGCCAUCUCCACAGUCCUGUCACUGAUUGCCACCGAAAGGUUGGACGACCUCACUGGGCUCAUCAGACGAGAGGCAGUGAGCAAAUUUAUUCAGCAAGCCUCGGAGAUGCUCGGCUACGGUAACACGCAGCAUCUGAAAGAUGUCGACGACAUCAUUGCCAUGCCUUAUAGAGUCAAGCUGCAGUCUAUUGUGGACCAAAACUACUGCGACAUAGACGUCCACUUCCUGGUUGUGAAAAACAUGGACAGUGACCAGUCUUCCCCAAGCUCCGGCCGCACUCUCAUGUGCCUCCUCUUCGCGAAGUUCCAUCGCAACUACAGCCCCGGACAGCUGCCCGAUUGGACCAUCACGGACCUCUCUUUGCAAAAGGCUACGCCACUCUGACGUGAAUGUUUGGACAACAGGCCGGGAUCCUAUAGUGUUGAGUGUGUCUAGCUGGAAGCAGCACAGUCUGUGCUUUUCUUCAUGAAUAGAGACGUCCGAAGGAUACACAUUAGCAUACGACUUGAUAAGGGACGGUCGAUUCCUGGGUGCAACAAACUGCCCCGAGUUCUAUAGGAUUAGAGGAGAGCAGCUGUAUAUGUACGCUGAUGCAUUUUCCUACAUUUGUUACAUUAAAGGUCGAUAUUGACAGCCAACUGCCAUCUGACCCCGAGUAAAUGGAAAAAAAGAAGCUCUUGGUUUGAUGCACUUUGGGAAACCAAAAACUGUUGAAACGUUUCGGAAAGCUAACGAAAGUGGAUCCUCAUUGAGAUACAAGCUAUCAAGGUCAUUGAUCUAACUAGUUUCGGCUGCAAGGGAGAUAUUUCUGAAAUAGGAUGUUGUAAUUAACUUCAAGUUAAGAGAUAAUCACAUCUAAUAUUUGAAAAAACUUCUUGUAAUUGUAAAUAAAAUGUACAAACCACAAAAAAACAUUUCACCUGGAACUAUGUUUAAAUAAAAUACUCAACAGUGUCAUAAUAUCUCUGCUAAUGUAAGGAAAUAGUUAGGCCAAAUACCAUAUGUCCAGCAUAUGCAAAAGCUGUACAGAACUGCCCGAUAAAAUCGGUGGGCUUCCUUAUUACCUUGGAAACCUGCGUACAUAAUCCUGCAGACAGUUUGUGGUUGAUGUGGCAAGAAAUAAAUGCUGUUAAAUUUCCAUGCA
Molecule: messenger RNA, 1525 nt
Organism: Ixodes scapularis (black-legged tick)
Lineage: Eukaryota; Metazoa; Arthropoda; Arachnida; Ixodida; Ixodidae
Exons: 4
Coding region: 100-765 (221 amino acids)
Biological process (GO): inner mitochondrial membrane organization; protein insertion into mitochondrial inner membrane from matrix
Cellular component (GO): mitochondrial inner membrane
Molecular function (GO): ribosome binding
Source: RefSeq, a predicted model, not a curated record